ACACAGCGCGGUCGGCGCGAACUUCGUCGCACUCCUUGACUGAGCAGUCAUCAAGGCAAGAAGGCGAUGGGUCCGGAUCCUCCUCGUCCUCCUCCAGCAGGAGGAAUUACACUGGUGGAGGCGGACCUCUCUCGGCGAUCCCAGAGCAGUCGUCCGCCUCUUCUUCCGGGUCCUUGGAGCCGCUCCAGGCCGCGAUAGGGACGUCGGGAACUACUACAGCAGGGGCAUCGGCGGCGGCGCGGGCGAGCACGACCAGUGGGGCUGACGAUCACAGUAGUUCAUCGGGAAAUAUAAUUAACUACGGUGACGUAUCGGUCCAUAAUGACACUUCGUUGCUCAACGAAUCCUUUUCCUCGCAGCUCGGCGUCAUGGUGCUUGCGUCACCCGAGGAGGCCCCCGACUUGACCGUGCCGCUGGGGUUGUCAGAGGAAAAGUUGAGGCACAUGCAGACCCGCAUCAAGCAGCUCCAGCAACUCGUGAAGAAGGAACGCUCGCAGAAACGGCGCGCCGAGGCCGAGGUCACGCGGUUGAAGAUACGAGAGGGCGACCAGGGGUCACGGGUCGGCGAGGAGGAGAACUACUCCAUGGUUGAAAUAAGCCAUGCCAACGCAACUUCGUCAACGCAACACCACGCGGUUCUAUCCAAGGAGUCGUCUGCGUCGUCCUCCUCGAGCAGUGCUGCUUCGAGCAAUGCCAAUGCAGCAGCGGAGGUACUGCGGAAAAAUAAGGCAAGAGCCGGCCAAGGAAAAGACCGGGAAGUAGGACAAGAACUUGGACUACGAGACGCGGAUGUCGAGGAUCCCGGCGCGCCACCGAAUCAGGGUGCGUCUGAACAAGAAGGAGCUGCGCUUGGUUCAGUAGCCGGCACGGGACCUUCGUCACGCUCAUCGCGAGAUCGACAGCGACUACUAGUACAGCAGGUAUCCUGGUGUGCGAAACUUGUCGUGGAAAAGGUGCAGUCGUGUAAAACGCAAUCUUGCAUGGCCCAAUUGACAAGUUGCUUUUCUUUAUUCUUUUCUGCUUGAGUGUGGCCGCUGUGCACGACGUCUAACUACUAGGAGGUAGAAUAACAACAAAUCGCCCAAUUGUUUCUUUUUUCCCUCAGAAUGCAAGGCAAUUUCUUGUCGUUGUCCUGCGAAUAUAUAUAUUGCGACAGUUUUGCAAUCCAUGACGGCAGCCCGGCAGCAAAUUGCUGCUCGAUGUGGUGCGAACCGACGAUGGGGCCUUCGUCGCGCGCUACGACAAGGAAUUCCAGGUUGUGUUCGACCAGAAGCAGAUGAAUGGUGUGGCGCGAGGAGGUGGAGAUAAACUGGGCAAACAUGGUAGUACAACUCGUCCGUCUCAGUCGGACCUCGACGUGCCCUCCGCGGAAGAGGCUGCAAGAGCGCAGGUAGAGUUGUGGCGCACCAUGGCGCGAGACGACAAGCCGGGAGAAAAUCUCGUCGAUUUCGGCGCACCGGUCGUGUUGCGCACCGCACAGAAAACGGACCCUGCGUCGCCAAGCGACUUGCCGGAGGGAGCGGAGACCACACGGCUGCAUCCGGGGGACCCAAGGAGAGGAGGGGAUGGUCUUGAUGCGCCACCUAUAGUACCUGCUGCAACGGGAUCAUCCAAAACGAGCGCUGUCGCCUCAACCGGGCCCUUCUUCGAGAACGAGCAGCAACCUCCGGGUGGCACGAUGGAGCGAUUUAACAACAAGCAGAAUUUCGAGCACGGCGAGACCGGGGCCACACCGCCACGGUUGCUCGGCGCGACCGGCGGUGCAGGAGCAGGCAACUACACCGUGGCCAGCGGGGGCACACACAGCAGUAGCAAAGAGCCGAGCCUCCUGGGCAGAAGCGGGAAAGUAGAAGGUGGGCAAGCGAUUACUACACCGAGUCCUCCCGGCGGGACCCGUAGCAGCCCCUCCGGCGGGGCUCGCCCGGAUGAUCCCGGUCGGGAGGAAGCUAAUUUCAAGCCGGGGACGAGCAGUAGCAAGUCGCAGCUGGAGCCAGGUCGACACGACUUGCAGUCGAAGUCUUCCUCCACCCCCGGAACGACCUCCCGAUCCGAGCCCGAGCAGCCGCACGAUCAAAGCGCAGAUGCGAAGAUGCCGGCGCAGAGCAGGAGGCAGGAGUUGUUCGCAGAAAAAAUGAGGCAGCUUGUUGUUCCCACCGCUCCGUCGGCGCUCACGAGUUUCCGCGACUUUGUCCAGAACUACAGAAAGAAGGAACAGGACCUACUCUACCAAAGAAAAGAUUUGUAUCAAAGGGCCAACGAGGACUUCUUCGCAGAGGGACGUGGGCCAGGACCACGGGUACGGCCGCCUGCUAAUUAUCUGGGGCAUGCCGCCUCUUCGUCGUCGUCUUGGUGGACUACUAGGGGCGGGAUCAUCAACGAAGAUUUUCUGGUCCAGCAGUUUGCAAACACGGACUUCCUCGCACAAACCUUCACCAAGCAAAAUUGGAAGCGACACAAGGUCUGGCGGGGCGCGUUCGUUGAGGAGCGCCUGUUACUCUUGUCGGAUUUCUUCCUCGGAAGGAACUUUUUCAAGUCCUCCUCGUCGUCCAGGGAUCUUUACAAUCAGGUGCGCCGUCGGGGGCAAGAAGAAUCACAGCCGACGGAGAACUCGCACUCGGCCAGUGGCGCGCCUUCGACUUCUGAGCCAACUGGUGGGACGAGCGGGGCACGAGCUGCCGCUGGAGCCGGCGGCGGCCUCUUGACCAGUUCUGCAGUGGGGGCAGAUGCCCAGCCGCAACUGGAAGCCGAGAUGAUGCAGCGCCCAAAGAAGAGUGUCAACUUCAGGCUGCUUGCCUACGAAUUUAUGCUUUUCUUCGUGGACGUUUAUAAUGCCAGCCCUUCUGGUUCUGUGGACCAACCGAUCUGCAGUGUGGAGAAUCUGGUGUGGAAGCUGCGACUGCAAAACCGACUGACUGCGAGCGAAAGUUCUUGCGUCGCCGACUGGACGCUGGGACGCGGCGAAAUGGGAGGGUCCGCGUAUGCUAGUCCUGGCGGGAGGAGGACCGCCCAGCUGGACGCCGGGACGGCGUUCUUAGUGCACCUCUCGGAACGGCUGCUGCGCCAAUGUGUCGAAAUAGAACACUUGGUGCGGAGAAGAUCCGCGACGACGAGAAGGCUUAUAUGCGACUGCACAACUCGUCGACCUCUCUCACUGAUAUUUUGUGGGUCCAGAACUGGAAAGCGACCAGGCUAAAAAUAAGGCAAGAGAGUAGUAGCUUCUGCAUGCUGAUGAAUAAGCAAGCACGACGACGGACCUGCAUAUUCUCGUGAUCGAAUAACAAGAACUGAGACUGCUGCUGGCUCUAUUGGCGCGCCAGCUACUGGCAGGAUCGCGCACGAUUGCGCGCACCAGCGCCUUGGAGAUAUACACCCCGCGGACCAACCCUCACGGCGCGGCCCGGCUCGGUAGUACAGUGAGUCUGUUAAAUUACCAUGACAAAUAAAAAGAAACAUGGCAGGAGCACAGAUUUGAAAUGUCUUACCGGGCUGUUGAAGUAGCGAUGAGUUCUUUGAAGACAGAACUUGUGAUGCAAAUGCUGCCGCGAAAACAAAGCUAAAGGCAAGCGCAGAUGGCACGCAAUAUCACGCAUGAGAAGGAGAGGUGGAGUUGUGCACUUUCACAUCGAAGAGGCGCUUGCUUGGCGAAAGACAAUUUCUCGCAGCUGAAGGGUCGGCGACGAGGACGAGGAGGCAGGAGAGGUUCUGGAGAGCCGCCUUCGUCAGUUUCCCGAAAAAUAUGGAAAAACGGAGCGGGUGGAACCAGUAGACCGCACGGCGACGAGAAUGAUUAUGAUUUUCACCUCCCUUCUCGUCGUGCUGGAAGACCACGACGACCGUCUCCUGUCACGGAGGAGGAGAAAACCAGGCAAAAGGGGUUUGCUGCUUGGGUCACACGCACCCUGCUCGUGUUGGAGGACUGUUUUGAGCAUGCGGCCGUGAGGGCAGCGACGGAAAGUAUUCACAGAGCCAACCAUGAGCGAUCGACAGUUGUGUCGCAGGGUGACGUUGUACGGGUGGAACACGAGGAGGCGGCGGCGCGAGAGGUGAAGCAAGAACCUUUGGCAUCUUCAGCCGCCGAGCGGGUGGACCACGCUGAGAGGGUGAACCAGCACGACGGAGAACACCUCCGUCUCGAGGAGGUUGAGCACGCAUGCGCGCAGCUAGGUCUGACGCUUGUGCAGAAUCUUCUGGAACGGGUGGCUAUUGGGGCAGAUGAGUUCAUUAUGCAGUGCAAGAUUGUUGUCUUGAAGGUUCGGAAAGGUCUUACAACUUGUUGCUCACUGUCUCGACUGAGGACGAAAAAAAUCGGUCUUGCAUAUUAGAAACCAACAUCUGGAGGUUUGCAUGCGGACUACCAAAAGUUUACACCUCCACUACUUUUAUUGGACAAGACAACUAGUACUACAAUUGGGACGACUAGAUCAUUUCUGUAUUUUUCGAGGCGAAUGCAGCUGCAUUCCAGACCUCGUCGCGCAUCAUGGAGGGGCUGCGUGACAAGCACAAGCUUACCUCCAGCCUACAGACAUAUCUUCUAUUUGGUGUGAAUAUUCCUCGUAAGACGACCUCCUGCUGAUGUUAGAAACUCCUACGCCACAAGCGAAGAGGCAAACCACAUUCCGAGGAAGGAAGACGCAACCACCAGGCGCUUCAGUACGAGCCAGGUGAACAGUGCGUUGCAUCGGUGGUACUACCACCAGCACAAGUGGCAAAUAUGAAAUGCAAAUAUGCCCGGCUAACUCCGGAAGCUUGUGGUUGUGGUUGCAGAAUGAAUCACGAGCACGCGUCAAUUUCUAUUGACCGCAAAGCGUGAGACGUUUUUUGAUUCGUCCCAAUUGUUGUCUAAUCUGCAUGUUGACAGAGUACAAGUGAAACAUGACAGACUUAAAACAGUCAUGAUACUGCCGAGCAUGACAACCCUUGCACUUGCUUGCACUUUUCCAGACCACCCAGAGGACAUAGUUGCAACGCAUAGCAGCUGGAAAAGAACCAUCUUCGGAGCAGAAAUACACGGGAAGUCAAUGGAGCACCAGAAAGCAGAGAAGUGCUCGAUUGCAGGAAUUUCUCGUCCGCCGCCGCACCGCUCGCAGCUGCCUGCGCCGAGUUGACCCGAAUCACCAAAUCUAUCUCGGUAUGCAUUGCACAACCGGCAUCGUGCUGCUUAUAAAAUAAACGGCUCUAGUACACCAAAUACAAAUAAGUUUGUGCACUUUAUUGAUAUUGAGGACGUUCCGUACUUGAAUGUCGAAAAGUUCUGACCCUAUUCAACGGCGUGACCCUACAGUUCUCUGGGGGUAGCAGGCUAGCCCUUCCGUGCGUCAGAGAAGGGAGUACCAGUGCCAAGCCCUAAUUAUCACCAGAUUUGGGCGUAGAUUUGUAGCCCUGGCAAGGUACUUCUCACCACGUAGAAAAGCAAUAGGAAUUUUGUCAUGCCAUGUCGCUUGUUCAAUUAUUUUUAGGGCGACGAGUUUAUUUUAGAUUAUUGAGGGUUCCUAUUUUGAUUUGAGAUUAGGACGAGGAGUGCGAUGCUUUUGGACAGGAUACCCGGUCUGGCACCUCAUUUCCCUUGUGCAGGAAAUUCUGCAGCAGGUUGUCGGGGAACAGCAGGAGGGUCUCCGGAUUUUUCAAAAAAUCGAGCAAGAAGAGGAAGGCGAUAGGAACAGAGAUAAGUAUCCGGAACGGCAAAUAAAUUUCUCCCAAGCGGCCGGAGGAGGAUUUUCUUCCUGUCCCGCUGGCAGCAAGAACGGGGGCAAUAACGAUCUUCCAUUUUUCCACCUUGGAACCCGGUUUUUUCUCAAGCUGUUGCCCCACUUCUGGGAGACCACCUACGCAUUGCAAAUCAAUAUGGCUGACACUGGGUCUGAAAGACUGCACACUUGCGGUCAUACUGAGAGCCAAUAAUAAUGAUCCCGAACCUGUAUAAGUAGGGCAUGCUGCGAAAUUGCCUUAAACUCACUGGUCCUGGUAUGUGUUUGUCACGCAAAAUGCUUGUGUUGAUGCGCGUUACGCAUUACUCGACCAUUCGAAAUAAAUCUCUUAUGCUUGGCUGCCUAGUUCUUCUCUAGUCAGUUUGUCACUCGUAGAUUAGCAUGACAACUUUCCAGACCCAGACACAUUUGCAUGUCCAUUUGAUACUACUGCGCAAGUGAACACUUUUUCCGACGACCUGGACCUCUUGGACACGAGCUACUCAGACGACGGCGCCGCCACCGCCGAAGAAGACGAUGAGUACGUCGACCUCGCACGCAGCAUUUUGUGGGUCACCGCGAGUGUGAGUCCGAGUUCCGUGUUGAGUCGCGGAGGUUUAGAAGUAUCCGCGUCAAAUAAAAAUGCCUCCGCGGUGGACCGUUCUUACAGUUGUUUCCUGCUGACCGCCGAGACACACGGGUUGCUGGCCUUGUCCGCGCGCUUCAAAAAACUGUUUUUCGACGUUAUGACCCGCUCAGAGAUUUUUCCCACCUCGGCUGUGAAUCUGAGAAAAGAGAAGCUUUCAUCUCGUGGAAAAGCUGUUCUGCGAUCUACUUCUGGCCAGGAGUUCCCGCAAGAAGGAGGUUGCAAGAACGCGCAUGAAAACAAGUUCACAAGGGUCACACUGCUCGUCUGGAGUGGUGGACAUUGAUUUGUACAAGCGCAAUGAAGCUUGUUCGUAUGUAUUUUUGAUGUUGUUCAUGCAAGAUAAAGCAAAUUCAUCAAAACUCAGGCUUUCUUUGUAAAUUGCUCAGAUCCAGAUGGCCGAUGUAAAUAAAGAACCUGACCGGGCGAUACGCGUCGAAUACAAUGCAAGAAACUACGCCUCCGUGUUUCACCACGUCCUCGAGGAUCCUGAAGGGCAGGCGCAGUUGGACGCACCAUCCAGAAGUGCCUUAGUCGACGACGGCGGCGACGAGGAGUUAUCAUCGAGUGGAGCGGAGCGAGGCUCCUCCUCUUCGGCCUCCGAAGAUGAACAAGCGGGCUCUUCCUCAGAAGCAGAUGAACCGUCGCGGGCGACACUUUCUAAGCACCAUGCAGCUUCCUCUUCCGCGCGGACAAGAGGGAAGAAGAGAGGAGUUGCAGCCCUCCACGGGGCACUUGCAGUGCCGCGAUCCGCACCGGACAAAGGGCGGGGUCGGCGAGGGUAUACAGAUCCUGACGAGCAGGACCACUAUCGCAGUGGUUCUUUCGCCGCUACGAAGGGCGCGGGGCUGCUCGAUACUAUCGGCUUGCAGAAUACCUGGCGAGGUUUCCUGCGGUUCGAAACCCUGCUCCAACGCGCUGCGAAAAGCUUGUGGGCCGGGACCAGUUCAUCUUUCAACAUGAUCUUCAACGACGAGCCCGGAAUUAUGAGUUCGCUGCAUGAUCAUGCAGAGCAUGAGGAACAUCAACAAGGUGACGAGGUGGAUGCGCCAGCUGGCCGCGCGGAACUCUCCAGCUUUCCUGUCGGGCCCACACGCAGCCUUGAGUCCGGGAUCCAUUUCCUCAGUCGCACGGGCAAAAACUUGGCCUCCAGCACGAAGCAGGCUUUUUUCGGGGCAAACGAACAAGAAGCUGGUCACACUCUUGCAGAAGACACGGACAAAAACACGGAGAUGUUGAACCACAAUUUUUCACCUUCUGACUAUACAGCCAACCACAACUCGAGCUCGUCUCCUGACGAUGCCAAGUCAUCUCGUCCGCCCGGCGCGGCGCGUGCCCCGUUGUACCAGAAAAGGGGACAUCAACGCGAGGCCGAAGCAGACUCCUUCGGGCCGCGGCAAAGAACGCAAGCGGACGUGGCGAAUAAAAGGGCGGGGAAGGAGCAGCAGGACGAGGGUGCUCGACCGCUCUGGACGCUUUCUCCCUUUCACGAAACCGCGUACCGGGCACUGCUGACGAUCGACUUGCGCGACAUGCUCACUCUCUGUCUGAAGGACUAUCGCCGCUUCGUGGAUUCUGAGGGCAUGACGGUCCUCGUUCAGCUAUUCGCUAGCGUCUCCGAGCGGUGUUGCAUUCGCAGUGAUGCGUUGCCCGAACUCUUAUUUGAGGGGGAGGCAGAUCAACCCACGAAGAUGUUGAAAAGCGCAACCUCGCAGAAGAAGCAGAGGGGAACCAAUCAAGUGAUGGAGCAAGAUGAUGGGUUCUUUUCUUCCAGAACCGCCCGGCGGGGCGGGGACCGCAGCCGCACUCUCAAACAAGAACAGAGCCUAGGUGCUCUCUCAAGGAGGAACCUACACGAGGCAGGCCCUUCCUACGAUUUUGACGCAGGAAGGGCUGGUGGUACCACUACUACAACUCCGGUGACAACAUCGAGGGGAACCACGAAGACCGCGCACCAACGGAGGCGGCACUUCUACUGCUACCUCGUCUGGUCGGCCGGCACCGCGCAGUGCGAGCGGCUCCUGCGGCCGAUGAAACUCUGGGAAAGCAAGUCUGCAAAGGACAUCGGGCUUUUUCAGCAGAUGCUCUCAGUGCAAAAAUUCAUGGACGAGCUCGCGGAGAACAUUGAAGCGCUGAAAGAGGAAAUUGCUUGCGACGACGAGUACUACAGCCAAGCUCUGGACCUGCUUUUUCUUGACCCAGCGGUGGGCAAGCAGCCCCGCAGUGGAGCUACUUCCGGUCGUCCAGAUUCUCAAAGGCCGGCUGCCUCCUCAUCUAGGAGAUGGUCGAAGCGGGCGAACCCGAAGAAUUAUAGGUUUGAUCAAAAUACUAGAAGGGAUCAUCACGGACGGGCGGGGCGGGCAAUUCCGGUGGAAAGUAGUACUUCAUCAUCCACGAACGCCUCAGAAGAGGAACCGAGCAUCUACUUCUCCCACUAUUCCGUACACAUAAUCGUCGACGCCAUCCGCUACGCCGUCCGGGAUGUGCUGUACUGGGUCGCGGGGGAGAAGCGGCACUCGGUUUCUCUACCACCUCCUACGGACCGCAAUCUGAAUGCCGAGCCUGGUGGUCCUUCUCUGGCAGGCGGAAUCUCCGCCGGUGGAGGUGGUGCUGACCACAUCUACUUCAAUGCUUCCACCGCGCCAGCCGCAGUUACCUCGGCCUACCACAGUCCCUCACUGCCGUCCGCAGGGGAAGGUAGUGCGUGGGCUUCUGCUACGCCGAAUCUGGAGCACCUUCACCACGCCGCGACGGGAGGAGGUUCUUUUCCGUUUAGUACCAGCAGGCCAAACAUGACGCGGCCGUGGAACGUUGCCAGUGAGGAGGAGUUGCCACCUUCGGGAGGGAAAGUCGUUUGGGCGGUGUACGAGCUAGAGCAAGAAGCGCUGCCCUGGACGACGGGGAGCGCCGCCGCAGGAGCCUUAACGCUUCCUCGGGAUGACGAAAAUGCAGCAGAUUAUUAUAUUAACCGAGACAGCACCGCUGUUAGAGUCGGUGGUCCUGGUCCACCAGCACUUGCAGAUCAACACGCGAGUGGAAAGACAAUAAAGUCGAAAACUCUCUACUACGGGUUCUACACGCACUUUCCGGAAUCCUUGAAUGCGAUCCUCGAACCGCUUGUGAACGUUGCCAUCGUGUCCCGAUUCCAGCAGUUCCACCACGUGAUCAUCUCGAAGUGCCUCGCGCCGCGUGAAAUCCGGUUCACGCCCAUGCGGCCGCCGGCCCUGCUGCACACCACGGCGGUGCUCGACAUGUGGAAUUUCGUGUUUUCCGCCUUUGAUGCGGUCGUCAGCUUUCGCAUCCCCAUCCAGAUGUGCGUGCUCCCCGUGUUUUGCAACUUUCUGCAAAAGACGCUGAACCAGUUCGCGGACCUGUGUCUGCAGUUCGACGGGAAAGCCGCCGCGGGGAGCGGUGCCACAAGCAAGGGUACUACUUCCAUCGAGCUCGGCUCUCCAGAGCAGAUUUUUCCCCUGCUCGCCAAGGCGAAGAAGACUUUUGCCGAGGUCCGCCUCCCCGACAAUGCCGGCUACUUCUCGGAUGGAAACUCGACAUCCUCCGACGAGCAGGAGCCGUACAACUCCGGGCGCGGCGAGAUCGGUGCGAACUACGCAAGCUCGCCGGAGCCGCGCGGGGCCCCCGCGGCGGGGCGGGCUAGCGUCAGCCCGCAGCCGCAAAGCACCACGCGCCUGUCCUGGCUGCGGCGACGGGGCUCCAAGCCGGGCCGCACCGCGGCAGGUGGUGGAGCAGCAGUCCCUGUGAGUGCAGCAUCAACUACCGGAACGGCGGCUGCCCGGCAGCCCUCGCGGUAUCGGUUUUCUUUCGCGCGACGGAAGGCCAACGAUGUGAUGAACCCGAGCUCCGCUCUCCUGCAGCCCUUGGUGGCGCAGGCGCAGGUGGCCACUCCGGAAAAGCAGCUUCCGGCAAUGACCGAGAUCGUCGUCCGGGUUCGAAGUCUAGCAUUUUGUGCGCAGCAGCUGCUGCUCCUGCGGGAUCACGUCUGCGAGCAUUUGUGGGGCACCCAGGAUGGUCGUGGAGGAAGUGGUCCUUCUGUCGAGCAGGGGGGCGAACUGCGCGGCCAGCCGAGGGAAGGCGCAGCCCUGCGUCGAGAAGAAGACCGCCGAAGUUCUUACCACGGGCAGGAGGAGCAAAUGAGUAGAGGAGCAGCGGGUCGCGCAGCAACUUCCUUGGACCAGAAGCAGAAAGCCCAGGAGAUGCUGGAAACUGCGCUGCUGCGGUGUCGCCAGGCGACUCUUCUCCCCGCGGUGGAGCGGUUGAUCGGUUAUGUGUGUGGUCAUAUGGUGCACUUGGAGCUUGUAUGCAGUGCAAAUAUAAUCUCUGGGUGGUCUGGACGUCGAAGACUGCGCGAUUGUGAUAAGUAUGCAAUCUGUCAGCUAGUACGCAAAAAUCUGCACAUGCACGAGGAAAAUAUAAAGCUGCCUUCUGCUUGUGCUUGUUUUCCACUUUUGACUGCACCGAGAGACGAGCAUUUCUCAUGCCGUAUCAUUCGUGAAAUUAGAGGCUUCGCGCAGGCACAGCUCCUGCAUUGUUCCAGACUUACUGGGGCAUGCAACAAGACCACCUCUUUCAUUGUUCAUUGUUCUCCUCUUCUUGCAUAUACAAACUUCUGCAGUCUACUUCCAGAUCGCCAGACAUGUUUCCAUUGGAUAGCAUGGGAAGGCGUUGUGGGUCAGUCUGUACACGACCACAAGGACCACCGCGGGAGGCAGAUCUACUGCAGCUGCGGCGCAGUUGGCGCCGCCGAGUACAACUGCGCACGCCUUCCACCCACGAAACCGCAACCAGCUUCGCGAAAACGCCAGCGACAGUGAGGAUUCUGGGGGAGUGGAGCCUGCUGGAGGUGCGGGAUCGUCCGCCUCGCAGCCGCGCCUAGUUGGGGCGGAGAACCUCCACGACGGCCCACCGGAAGCAGAGCAGCAGGCGGUAAGUUUGGAAGCCUUGUUCGAACACAAAUGGCGCCCUGCGAUCGAAAACUUCUUUGACCAACUGGGCAUUCUGAACGGCUUCGACGUUCUUGCACAACAGGAACAUGAGGACAGCAUCGGUGGAAAUUCAAGCUCGCCAUCCAAACGACGGAACAAAAACGCAGCCUCAUCUUCGAGCACGAAAACAUUUGCGUCCACUUCGGAGCCCGACAGAGACCUGUCGAGUCUGGCCCUCACCGAGCACUUUUUGCCGGUGCUCUUUCAGGCCUGGGGAUACGUGGUCGUGCAUUUGAUGCGCCAGGGAAAAUUGGACGAUAUGCAAGAAAGAAACCGGGUAAGUGUAGGUUUGUGUUGGAGACGAUGCAAGACAGGUACAACGCUUGUCAUGCUCUAGAUAUGUAACAUCAUAGGGGGCUUCUAGCUUGAUCCGAGAUCAGAGGAGCGGGGAGAGAAGUGUCGCAAGUCAAAAAACGCCUGACAGGUCGUGUCGUCGAUCCCAGGGUGCAGUUGCUGCACAGUCUGUAGUUAUAUUCCAGGCAGCUUUCAUCUCGUGAUGCUAUUCUUCCGAAAGUAGAGUAUACACUUUCACAGUUUAUUUUUUCUUGCAUACACGACUUCCUGAAACGAGUAAUCGACGGCGACGCCGACUUCUUGAUUAACCUCGCUCGGGAGUACAGUCAAGGCACGAGUGGUCAACUUUUCAAAAAAGCGAGCAACGCGGCAUUGGACGAAGCGGUCGCGACCGCGCAAAGGUUGCAGAUUUUGCUCAACAGCGGGGUCUCCACGGAGGACCUGAAGUCCCUCGCCUGGCAGUUUGGGGCGGAGCAGCCAGCCUCUGGAAAUGCAGCAGCGUCAAGACCUGGAGCGGGCGACCAGGAGCCGCAACCUUUAGCAGAACCGGGUAAACAACACUUGACGUUCGAACAAGCAGGAGACCAGCUGAAUAUCCAGCCGCAUAACCAACUUGCGCGGACCACCACUGCUACUGGAACAACAGCUGGCUCGGGCUACCACGAUCAAAUGAGCCCGCGUCCGGGAGACCACUUUUACCGCGGUCCGCAAAACCCGCGUGUCUUAGAAGUGACGACCACCACGACCUCCAGUGCGGGACCGCGAUCCGAUUCUACAAGGCUGCGGGGUCCGUCUGCCCCGGGCACGACCACAACCAAGCUUCUCUGGGACCAGGAGAAUGAUCAAGCCCAGCAGCGCGGUCGUACCGGGUUGGUGUCGUCCGAUCCUCACUCCAGAUCACCGCAGCAACCUCAAACGUCCGACCUGUCCGUGCCGGUCGCAAAUCAGAAGAGUCAGCGGUCGGCGACACCCUCGUACCGUAGUGGGUUCUUCAACAUGCGCGGCUCGCAGAAACGCGCGCAAAGCGCUGACGUAGUGGUCCCGCCGGGCGGGGCUGGACCGGCUGCUGCGAAAUUGAAUAGGGACGAGGUAGGGCCGGCAGACGCGUCUAGUAUCCCGUCGAGAAGCAGCCUUUUGAACGCUGAAAACAGGAGUAGCACGCUCGCUGGCAUGACACCUGGAAGAUACGAAAGUCACGAGUAUGAGACCGCACAACUCCCCACAUUUCUCAUCUGUAGCGCGUAAACAACAAGACACUUGUGGUUGGCAAGCAAGAGUAGAACGCACGUUGCGCAUGACAUUCGCGAAUCUUAGUUGCAGGCUCAACAUGACAAAUUUGCACAGGAAACUCGUGCUGUUUGGACUGGCAGACCCUGUCACGCAAGCAAUGUCAAGAGGCAAAGAGUGUGUUUGGCAUUUUGCAAGACAAAUCUUGCGUCGUAUGUUGUUGGGAAUCUACUAGCUCUAGCCCGAGGUGGGCGGGGUGCAAUAGCCCGAAAAAAAAAAAACAAAUGUGAGCCAUGGUUGGAGAAGGGGUGUCGGAGCCCGAAAAAAAGCUAGACUUAGUUGGUAUAGUGGUCGGCAGAUGAUGGAUGAUGGCGAUAGCAGUUCCAUGGCCGCCUCACAUAUUGAUUUUCCCGCGUGAUACUAUUACUAGCCAUCAUCUGUGGCCGUUUUCCGAGGGGGGGCCAAGAUGCGCCGCACUUCCGUUUAGCAUCACAAAUGAGGAGGAGGGUUAGUUGUGUACUCCCAUAACGAGCAGCAGCAGAGCAUGGUGCCCAAUGCUGCUAAUUCGUCACUCGGAGCAUCCGCGGAUCGAGCAGGAGUCGGGGACCCAGCACGAGAACCGCCCCCAAAAAGCAAGUUCCGGGGAUUCAACAUGCCCAGGACCAACUUUUUUCAGAAAAAAAAAUGAGUGACAAAGAUGACACCCUCAGGGUAGCAGGUUGUCACAAUGUCGGUUGUGAGGACUUGACUCUAUCUAAAGAUCGACAAGUCCCCCAGUUGUAUCAGGUUUACUUUACUCACUCUAUCCUUGUGUUUAUGAAUUUUUGCAAAGUUACAUCUAGUAUCGGAAAUCUAGCCUCUUUCUGAAGCUAGACUGAAAGCAGGACCAUCUUCAGGAUCAUGCCGAAACGUCAAAAAAUGUUUGCACCAUUUUGAGAGAUAUUUCUUCGCUACCACAGCGCGCACGCAUCCACAGUCCCGCUAUGAUUGGUCGACCGGAGUGCGUAUCGAAACGACAGCUCCUGCAAGAUUCGCUUAUUCAUUCGUUUAUUCAACAUCACUAGCGUCGCAUCAGACUAGCUCUUCGACUCACAGAGCUGCCGUCACAAGUUAUCACAAGAAAUCGAAAAAUCAGACACAAUUCAGAGCCACGAACAGCACAUUGGAUUUCGAAGCAAUCGUAAUCUUCUGGAGAGGACUCCUGAUGUGGGUCUGUCUGUCAAAGAGGCACGCUGCAUGGCCAGCGUCAAGUUCGCAACGCGUGACGAUGAUUUUAGUUAGAAGGACUAUGCGGGAAAAACAAAAAGUCAUGACACUUUUCAGAAGAAAAAGCUGCAGAGAGACUUCAGUAGAAUUGGUUCGGAAGUCGUGAGCACUUUCAAAAACGCCUGAAGUCCAAACAGAGUCAGAUCCUGUUGGCUG
Messenger RNA from Amoebophrya sp. A120, 14273 nucleotides. Lineage: Eukaryota; Dinophyceae; Syndiniales; Amoebophryaceae. The record is from the annotation of a GenBank genome assembly.